ACGUGACAUGCAACGGCAACACACACAUGUCAGUAUUUAGUUUAGGAGUCCAGCUGUAGAGACUGUGACAGAGACGUCCAGCGGUUAUAGCUCCAGCAUGGCUGUGACGUUAGAAGCCUGGUACAUGGACAGCUCCGAGGAAGACCAGAGAAAGCCGCACAGACUGUACCCAAACCGGCCCGUUUCCCUGGACGACUUGAGAAAGCUCGGGGUUUUUCACUGGAAGCUGAAUGCUGAUAUCUAUGAAACCGACCCAGAGCUGGAGCAGAUCCGUAAAGACCAAGGCUACUCCUAUAUGGAUAUUAUCUCCAUUCACAAGGACACACUACCUAACUAUGAGGAAAAGCUCAAGAUGUUCUUUGAGGAGCACCUGCACCUGGAUGAUGAGAUCCGCUACAUCCUGGACGGCCACGCCUACUUUGACGUCCGGGACAAAGAAGACCGAUGGAUCCGAAUCGCCAUGAGCAAGGGGGACCUGAUCACCCUGCCGGCCGGCAUUUACCACCGCUUCACCCUGGACGAGAAUAACUACACCAAAGCCAUGAGGCUGUUUGUGGGGGAGCCCGUGUGGAAAGCUUACAACCGACCCGCUGAUGACUUUGACAUCCGCCAGAAGUACACGGCUUCUCUGCAGGGAUCCUGAGAGACAGCUGUGUGAUUCCAUAUGACCACUACUUACACUACAAUCAGAGCCUCUAAUGUGAUUCUGUAGGUUUACAGUCAAAAUGUUGGGAAACAUUUUGUGGAUCAUUAAAGAUCUCCUGUAGCAGAGCAGUCAUAAUAUGCACUUAUAUGCUUUUUAGUGGCGAAUUAAAUUAAUUUGGUCUACAUGUAGACAAUAUCAGAGGUGGAGUUUCAGUUAGUACAUUAACUCCAAAGGUACAGGACUUUCCAGUUUUUCCUAUUUACACCGAUACAUUUUAGUUACCAGUUAAAUUUAUAUUCUACAGACGGGCACCCAGAUAGCUCAGUUGGUAGAGCGGGCGCCUAUUUAUGGAGGUGUGCUCCUCGACGCAGCGGGCCCGGGUUCGACUCCGACCUGCGGCCAUUUGCUGCAUGUCAUUCCGCCUCUCUCUUCCCUUUCAUGUCUUCAGCUGCCCUGUCAAAAUAAAGGCCUAAAAUGGCCAAAAUUUUUUGAUUCUACAGACAAAACAUGAUCAGGUAAUAAAAUCUUGUACAUUGUCAAAAACUACCCAACAACAUAUAAAGUAUUUAACAUUAGCACAUCAACAAGCUACAUUAAAAUGUUGCCUAAUGCAUCAGGAAUAAUGAUGCAAUAACACAGCAUAUACCGUACAUACAAUCGCAUAUGUAACAUGUUGAAGGGGCCAUUCUGCACGAGUACUUCCACUUUUGAGAAGAUCCGUUUUAACUUAAGUAAAAGUUUGAAUGUAGGACUCUGAUUUGUAAUGGAGCAUCACAUACUGGAGUUCUAAAUACUUGUUUCACGACCGGACAAUCUGUAGUGCCCAGGGUUUCCCCCAGAAAAGUUGUUCAGCCCGUUACCCAGUGUCUUUUUUUCCGACGAGGGCCCGGCUGGGGCCAGUCACAGACUGAUUGCAGAACCAAAUAGAUGUAGAACCAAAUAGUUUCUGUGAUAACGGAAUCGCGAAAAUGAGGAAAAAAAUAAAUAAAUGUAAAACAGAUUUCACAGAGCUUUACAUUACAGGCGCUCUAAGCGAUGUUGGGUGACGUCAUUUCUUGUUGACGUUCGAAGUAUUGCUCGCGCCUCCCUCCUCAUCCCAUCCCCCUCCCUUCCGUGCACUAACCCCCCCCCAACCCCCACCCCCAAAUCCUUCUAGUCGGUUAUUGGCUGGAACACUGUUAUGUUUUGUGGUGCAAGUUGGCGCAGUUAGUUUUUGUUGCCGUUUGUGGAGCCUGGGCUGUUUUACAGUGUGUUCAGGGGACAGGCAGCUAGCGGAUAGUGAGGAGAUGUUUGCUGUAUGUGACAAAAAAUGUUGUAGCCUAAAAAAACGCAUGACAUCGCUUAGAGCACCUUUUAAGUCAGUGCUCAAAGCUAACUGGAGAUUUGAAAAUAUGACUACGUCUAAGUUGCCAACUGAGCCGCCCCCCUGUAACUAGUUUAAAAACAUCUUAAAAAUACAUUUUAAAAAUGUUUCCCCAGUGGCUUAGGCCUGGUUGGGGGGGGGCAACUUAGGCCCGGUGGUCCAGCAGGUUUGCUAUACACUGGGGGAAACCCUGUUCCUUGUUCUCUUAAAUUGGUAGCGUUUGAUACUAUCAGAUUCACGCUCAACAGCAUGUUGAAAUAUACAACUAAUUCACAGUAUUUUCUAAUUUCAUAUUCAAAUCUCUCUGAAUCUGAAGUCAGAGCUGUAACUUGAUGUACCCGUCUGUGCUAAUGGGUUGGAACAUCUCUGACAGAUUCAUCUACAUUUCUUGUUGUAUGGGACAUAAAGCUGCUGCUACUUUCAA
Molecule: messenger RNA, 2433 nt
Organism: Perca fluviatilis (European perch)
Lineage: Eukaryota; Metazoa; Chordata; Actinopteri; Perciformes; Percidae
Gene: adi1
Product: acireductone dioxygenase 1
Exons: 4
Coding region: 98-643 (181 amino acids)
Molecular function (GO): acireductone dioxygenase [iron(II)-requiring] activity
Source: RefSeq, a predicted model, not a curated record